GAUGAUUGGCGAGGAGUAAAGUAAAGUCACUAUAUUAGGAAAAAAGUGCAGUUUCUAAGUGUGUUGUUAAAUGGCCACUAGGUGUCACUGCACAACAGAGAAGAUUUAGAUCAGAAUCAGCGAUUGGGGAAGAUUUGGGGUUCCCUAUAUGCAAGUGUCAGCUAUGGAGAGGCACAUAAUACAUGGGUGGUGGCAGUUUAACAAGGUGUCCUGAGUUGAAAUGAGUUUGAAGAGUUGGAUUCGACUCAGGAAGGGAAGAUGCAGAGAGACGUGCAGUUCAGCCCUAUAAUAAACAGGACAUAAAGGGUAAAGGGAGGUUUCUGUAAAUAUAAAAGUGUAACUUGAGCCAAGGAAUGUGGAGCAGCUGGGACUGAUAUUUCCUGCACUCGGGGUGGGACAGAUUGGGCUGCUGGGCUGAACCCCUUGCUGGAGAGGAGGAGGUAGGAAAAUACAUUUAAUAAAGUUCAGGAAGGAGCUGCAGUGGUGACUUGUGUAUCUCGGGCAAGAAACGGCCCCUGAUAAAUCCAAUUUACUGGAGGGAAAAGACACACAGAGAGCCCAGAGCAAGAACCAAACUGAUAUGAAAAAUUGGACCUGCUCCUGAAGAUCGUGAAUCAGAGUGUGGAACAUGGAAGUCGGUGGGAAAUUCUCGUUUAUUGUUGCCUUUCUACCCCUGCUGCUGCUGCUGGGAACAAGAGGUGAGUUUUUGUGCCCAGAUGCCAAGCGAGUAGUUAAUGUCCUGUCCAUCGCCGGUGGCCUUGCACAAUUGCCUUGCACCUUCUUCUGGCAGGGGGAGGAGCCUGAAGAUAUGAAAGUGAUCUGGCAGAAAAAGAGAGAAGGGGAAGUUGACCUGGUGGUGCAUUUUCAAAAUGGCGAUGAUGAGGAAGACGAACAGAGUGAAGAGUUCCAUGGGAGGACUUCUGUCCUUCAGGACUGGUUUAAGAAAUCAGAUGCCACCCUCACACUGGACAAUCUCUUAGACAAUGACUCUGGACUUUAUAAUUGCCAUGUUUCUUGGCUCCCAAUGGGGCCCCAGACCCAACAGAUGUGCUGUACAGUAGCCUUAACUGUAAACCCUGAGCAGAAGUCAUUGUGGGAGAGAUAUCAGAUUUCCAUCAUCCUUGGGGCUUUCCUUGCCGUUGCUGUCACUAUGUGCCUGAGCCCAGGUCACCAAAUGAAUAGUGAAAAGCGUAUCAUCUUCAUUACAACUGUGAUCAUCUUGAUGGUGGCCACGCUCCUUGUAUUCAUGGGGGAGUUGUACAAGUAACGAUCCAGGAGAAGGUGGUAAGACAAGGUCAACUCUUUCCUCUUGGCCUAGAAGACACGUGUUCCAAACCUGUUUGCCAAGAUGCCCAGUCUGCUUGCCACUCAGGGUGUAGGAAAAGUCAUACAACGAGCUGAAGAGCAGACUUGCUACAGAUGUGGAUACGGAGCUUAUCCUGUGAGGUGGAACCCAGAGUAAUGUGCUGGGAUUCUGAAAAUACCCUAGAGGCAAUUUUAUGGGGGAGAAGCAGAAAUGGACACUAUAAGGGCAGCAGAUUGGAGGAGGGGAGUGGUUUGCAACUCAGGGAGUGGGUGGGGCUACAUGAUGGUAAAGUAACAAACAAGUACUAUGUAAUGUACGGAUUGCAAUGUUUCUUUUAUGUUUAAAGGAGAACUAAAGAAGAAGGCUAGAAAGUUGUACAUGAUGUUUUGUGCUUCUGUACCAGCCCAAGGCA
Xenopus laevis (African clawed frog) is the source of this 1718-nucleotide messenger RNA. RefSeq names its product myelin-oligodendrocyte glycoprotein. The record is from RefSeq and is a predicted model, not a curated record. Bases 629 to 1267 code for a protein of 212 amino acids. The transcript is spliced from 6 exons. Lineage: Eukaryota; Metazoa; Chordata; Amphibia; Anura; Pipidae.